UCCCCUCUCUCUAUUUUCUCUCUAUAAAUUGACGGAAAAAUGAUUGCAACAUUUCGUUUCAUCGUCCUUGUCCCUAUCCCCAUCCCCAUCCUCAUUCACCUCUACCAACGUCAAUUCCACAUUAUGGUUAAUUACCGUCGCUAGCUAGGAAAGGAGAAGCAAAGUGCGAAAUGGUAACUUCCAUAAGCGAGGGGGGCCAAAAUAGAAAAUAAAAGGUCAAGGUUAAAAGAUGACUGGUCAAACCUGUGGAGUAGUUUUAUUUUCUUAAAAAUCAAAUGAGUUGCCAUCGCUUAUGACAUAUGGCUAUUUAUCAUAUCAAUAAUGUUGGUUCGUCAAUGAUGUGAGGUUAGAACAAAUUACACAUUGCACUGCGGGUUAAUGCUAUUUCCCACGUGGCGCAAUGUUUUUCGAGGAUUGGGGCGGUGCCUGGUGCCAGCCCCUUUGGACAUAUUCGGUUUACCAUUAGCCGUAUUCGCCCUGAGCCUCCAGAUUCUUGCCCAUGAAUUUGGUGUGGUCUAUUCUAGUCUAUAAUUUGGUGGAAUUCUAAAUUCAUGGCUUGGGGGAUUGUUUUCUUCGUAGCACAAAUUCUCAGGCUCUACCUUCCAUUGACCAUUUCAUUAAUGGGCUUAUCUGGAGAAGUUCUAUUUGAUGUAUGGAGUCUAUGGACCAAAUGAUACACAGGAUGAUGUAAUAAUACUGGGAACUUUGCUGUAUAAGCUACUUCCUAAGAGAUUAAAUAAAAAGCGUCUCUUAUUUAUAGUAAGUAUUUCAAAAGUUCCCAGAUUCCUACGUUUCUUAGGUGGGGUAUGUAACUUGGAUCAUUUUAAUAUUUCUUCACGACAUUCUAGAGUGCUAAUAUAAAGCAAGAUUCCAAGGGUCUCAAGCCAAAAGAUUUCCAAAGUUUUGGAACACACGGAACUACUUGGAAAAAUCUAGAAAAGGAAAAUCGUUAAUUUUCCCUACCCAAUCCAUUAAUUGCCACAAACUGUCAGUCGGCUCCCAACAAGCUCUACUCUCCAGAAGUUCUUUCGGUUGAUUGCUUGGCUCUACUCUUUAUCAUGGAGUGACACAUAUGUUGUGUUGCUAGGUCUCCUGCCUUAGCUUGCAGCACGCCGCUUCCCUUCUAGGCGCUUUUUGGAGUUCCCUAAGUAUUUCUAUUCCAAUCAACUCAUUCCUGUGAUCAACUUGGUUUCACUGGAAGUGCAAUUAGGUCUCUCACCCUUUGGUGCAGCUAGAUGUCACUCCCUACUCAAUACCCCUCCUUAUUUUCAUGUCAAAGAUGAAUGCUGUGUUAAUCUUAGUGCCUGUCAUUAUUAGAAUCACUUUAGUCUUCCUUGAAAAUGGUGGCACUAGUAUUUAUCACCAGACAUAUGGAGCACCUGUUAAUGCUACCUCCAUAAAUAUUAGGCAUCUAUUCUCAAGUGUCUUGAACAUGACUUCCACCUUGAGAGAGUUUAGCAGUUAAGGAGAUUCAACACGUCUCCUAUUGCCCUUUUUCUAUAUCAAUGUGCCGAGGGCUAUUUUUGGGAACAGUCUCACACCUAAUGUAGAUCAUGUUAUAGGAAAGAUUUAUCUAUGGGCAUGAACUUUUUCUUUUUGUUCUUAUCCUUAUCCUUGCCCUCACCCUAUCUCCACUGGGGAGUUGUGAAGUAAUGAGUAUGGAUAAUUAGUAUUGUUAAAACAAACACCCCAAUUUAAAAAUUUUAUAAGACGUAGAAAAUAGAGAUUUAAAAAUAGCUUACAACUAGCGCAACAUUGGAAACAAGUUACUUAAACCUUAUGGUCAAUUUAAUGACUAAAACUAUGAUUCAAAUUUUAUAUUAGUUGUCAAGCUCAUGUACCGGAUAUUUUAAUAAGGUAUGCACACUAAAAUAAAGCUGAACAUUCUAGGACUGAAACAUAUACCAUUGGGUUUACCAAUGACUCCAUAAAGAAGUACUAUAUGCAAUUAUAUCAUAUGAUUCUCUUGCUAAGAAACACAACUGGUAUUAAUGUUAUCAUUGAAUCAAAUGGCGAUUGUCUUAUUGAUUAUAUCUAAAGAACUAUUUAUUUGCUGGGAAGAUAUUGUGGAUUGGAGUUUAUGGUUGGCUUUGUUGAUUUAACAUUGUUAAUCAAAUUAAGUGUCUUAAAUUCAUUAUAAAAUAUGCAUUGUCUUGCUCAUAGAAAUUUGCAAAUUUUGAAUAGAAAUUAAUGAUUGUACAAGCAAAAUAAUUUGAAGGAUGUGAUUUAGUAACAUAUAUGUGGGAUCCUUUGACCAUCGCAUGUUACCUACCAUUGCUUGAGAAAAUUAUUUUAGGAGAGUUUUAUGUAUUUUAUUAAGGCCUUAAUAAUAAGCCGAUUAUUGAAUGUCAAACCUCUAACAAAAAUAUCGAAAAUUAUUUUGCAUUUGUCCUGUUAUAUAUGUUUAUUAUGCUUAAGGUGACAUGAGAUGAUGACUAGAGGAACCUAGGGGAAAUGAUUCUAUUUGUUCCUGUAAUAUUUAAAAAUAAAAUGUGAUUUAGAAAUUAAAGACUUUAGGACUCGGAAUAAAAUAGGAGUAAAAGCAUUUAGUUGAAAUAUAGAAACACCCUAAUUUGAAGUGUUAAUAAUUGAAUUAAAAAAAUAAAACAAAAGAAUCAUGAUAUCUCCAUCCCAGGGCCAAAGUCCAAAUCCACCCAUUAAGCUAAAAGGAAGUGUCUUUUCUCAUAACCGGCUAGGUUUGGAAGACCUUGACCAAAAGUCAGUUCUGCAGCUCCAAGGCUAUGAGAUAUUGAAACUUCUACUGGGACCAUUCUCCUCCUCAGUCCUCCCAAGAAAAUUUCAAGUUAUAUAUAAAUUCCAUGGUUUUUGUCGUUAUUGUUUAUUGUUUCGGAUGAGUGCAAGUUACAUAGAGUCUAAUGUCUCCGGUCCAACUAACCAAAGGGCUUUUCCGGAUGAACACAUCAUGUGUUUUAUAUAUGUAGUUUGCAAUAUUAUACAUAUUAAAAAUCCUUUUUGGAAAGAGAGGGUUUAUGGCCGAAAGAUAUUGUACAAUAGUUGAAUUCUAGAUGAAACAUUGUAAAUCCAGUCAAAUUAAACACCCAAUGGAGAGAGAUUUUUGAAUCAUUGAAGGUGAUUUGCAAAUGUCAUUCUGGGUUAUUCUUCACACCUUUAUAGUCCCUUUUUCUCCCGGCUCCUUGUUCUUCAACAAUGUCCAUCCAAAUGGGUCUACACUACUUGUUCUAUGUUGGGAUCAGUAUCCUCAUUUGCACCUUUGUAGCGGAGUCAUAUGCACCAGUUGACCCGAAGUAUGAAGCUUGCAAGCCUAAGAACUGUGGGAGUGGCCCAAACUUAAGCUACCCGUUUUAUAUCUAUGACAACGAAACAGACUUCUGUGGUUACCCAGGCUUUGGAAUUCUUUGUGAAGAAAACAAGCCUCUUUUUACAACAUCCAGAAAUGAUUACUUCAUUGAAACUAUCUCUUAUGAGAUCCAAUCAUUUCGGUUGGUCAACGUGGAAGUGGUUAACACCCUCUGUGCUGCUGCUCAACAUUAUUUUGCUUUUGAUAGUUCUUCCUUCAAAUUUAUCACCAAGUUUGGUGAUCUUAUUUGAUUUUAUAAUUGCAAAAAAUGGGUACCUCUUGGUUAAGCACAUUCUCCAGUCAUUUGCGCUUCCAUUGCCACAAAUUAUUCUGUUGCCGUUUUGAACACUGGGUCUGAGGAUUGGAACUGUACUAAAAUGGCUGAAGAGAUGGCCUGUGAGAGGCACGUGGGCGCACCAGUGGAUUUGGAGAGAAGGCAGUAUAAUCAAACAGUGGAGACUAUGGACUACAUGGAGUUACUGAAGAAUGGAUUUAGUCUUCAAUGGACUGGUAUUAACUGCGUUGAAUGCCAACUAAGUGGUGGUCGUUGUGGGUUUGAUGAAAAUAAUGAAGCCGUAUGUUUUUGUCCUGAUCGACCUCAUACCACACAUUGCAAUGACAGUAAGGCAAAGGCAAAGGAUGACUGCCUUUUCUUACUUUUAUUUUCUGUUUGAUUCUUUUACUAAAUUUUUGCAAAUUACGCACUCCUCUCUACAAAAUGAGGAGAACAUGAAGGUUUCUUCAUCCCUUCUAGGCUGGUUUGGUUUUAGUUCUCAUGCCUUAUGGCUUAUUUGAACCCUUUCCUUGUUCUGGGGUAAUAAGCAAGUGGACCAACCUGUCGUUGAAGCUGUGCACUAUCUUUGAGCUUUAUUUUGAUCCACAGAAAAGGGAGGUGUGAAUCCCUGAAACUAAGGAAAAGCCAUGGCCCGAGUGUCAAGCAUAUCAAGACUAGACUUCCUCGCACAUGCGCCUAUCCUUGCCGCGGGAAAGGGUUACCUGAUAUUGAGGGACUGCCUAAGUACCCAUUAAUCCAUGACCUAUCAUGUUUUCUCUUUUCCCUUUACCUCGUCUUCUACUUUUGCUCCACAAGACCACUCUGUUUUUAUGUCCUGAUUUUGAACAUUAAGAGCUGCAGCAAGUCAAGUCUUUCUAAGCAAUGUAGAAGGUGAGUUGGAAACUCCCAUUGUGGAUUGGGGUGUCUAUUUGUUGGCCAAUGGAAAAUGAUGGCCUAUUUCACAUGGGCUACAAAAGACUCUUGGCCCAUCCCAUAGAAAGUCUCUUUCCCAAGACCUCUUGCCACUCUGUUUCGAUGUCCUGAUUUUGAACAUUAAGAGCUGCAGCAAGUCAAGUCUUGCUAAGCAAUGUAGAAGGUGAGUUGGAAGCUCCCAUUGAGGAUUGGGGUGUCUAUUUGUAGGCCAAUGGAAAAUGAUGGCCUAUUUCACAUGGGCUACAAAAGACUCCUGGCCCAUCCCGUAGAAAGUAUCUCAUUUCUAAGUCGACUGCCGUGCUAAGCAGAUAAAAGAGAGAAAACUUGGUUUAAAGGGAGAGGAGGAUUACCUUGUUUAUGUCAGAUAAUUCGUACCUGCUGUUGGUAUGGUGCCAAUGCUUUUGUAGUUGAAUUGGGGAUUGCGCAUGGGUUUUGUUUAUUUUCUUGUUCUAUUUCUUCUCUCUCUUUCUGUGCUUCUUUCUUUUGCUGAAGAAGAAAGGAAACACCCUCCUUCCACUGAAGAAGAAAGGAAGCACCCUCCUGAAGAAGAAGAAUGGAAACACCCUCCAAGUUGUCCACGCUUCGACUGUGAAAAACUGGGCUGGCUUCAUUUUCCCUUCAACAAUGAAACAAACUCAGAAUGCGGAUUGUGCACGGUAACAAGAUGUACUGAAGAGCUUCCAUGGAUCCAACUGGAAAGGGGAGGAAGAUAUUUUGGGGUGAAAAACAUCUCUCAGGCUGGUACGAUAGUAAUUCAAGAUCAGCAGCUUCAAGGGCAGUUGAAACGCCGCAGAUGUGACUUCAUCAACAACAUAACUUCUUCCCUUUCUCCUUCCAUUUCCUUCAUACCCGGACUGUCGCCUAGAGGAGGCCAAUGCCAAGAUGAUAAAAAGGGAAAAUUCAAGUGUGCACAUGUAAAAGGGAAUGAAAAGCGACUGAAGCUAGCCCUAGGAUUAGGUAUCAGUGCUGGAAGCAUUACCAUCUUAAUAAUUUGUUUCUUUAUCAUCUGGCAGUGCCAUAAGAGGAAGUAUGCUCCAACUUUCCUCUCAAGGAACACUUCUUCAGAUCCCUCUUCAAAAUCAGAGUUGGAAAUAACGGGGGCGUAUUUUGGCAUCCCCAUUUUUCCCUACACUGAACUUGAAGAAGCCACUAAUUAUUUUGACCCUGAUAGAGAAAUUGGAGAUGGAGGUUUUGGAACUGUAUACCAUGGACAACUGCGAGAUGGGCGAGAGGUUGCUGUCAAGCGCCUAUACGAGAACAAUUACAGGCGGGUUGAACAGUUCAUGAAUGAAGUUAAAAUCCUCACUCGUUUGCGCCACCGGAAUCUUGUCUCCCUUUACGGCUGCACCUCACGCCACAGCCGUGAACUCCUUCUGGUUUACGAAUUUAUUCCCAAUGGAACAGUCGCUGAUCAUCUCCACGGGAAUCGAGCAGAUUCAGGCUUACUCACAUGGCCUAUCCGAUUGAGUAUUGCCAUAGAAACUGCCACCGCAUUAUGUUAUCUCCAUGCUUCUGAUGUUGUACACCGGGACGUGAAAACUACCAACAUUCUCCUAGACAAUAGUUUCUGUGUUAAAGUCGCAGAUUUCGGGCUUUCACGACUCUUCCCCACCGAUGUUACCCAUGUCUCAACCGCUCCACAAGGGACUCCCGGCUAUGUUGAUCCAGAAUAUCACCAAUGUUACCAGCUUACAGAUAAGAGCGAUGUUUACAGCUUUGGGGUUGUCCUUAUUGAACUCAUAUCAUCACUGCCUGCUGUAGACAUUAGUAGGCACAGGCAUGAGAUCAAUUUGUCUAACUACGCUAUAAACAAGAUACAAAAAUGUGCAUUUCACGAGCUGAUAGACCCGCAUCUUGGAUUUGAUUCAGAUCUUGCGGUUAACAGGAUGACUACUCUGGUGGCAGAAUUGGCCUUUCGCUGUCUGCAACCUGAUAAGGAAAUGAGGCCUUCCAUGGAUGAAGUCUUGGAGAUUUUGAAGGAAAUUGAGAGUGACAAGCAUGAAUUGGAGAACAUGGACACAGCAGCGGACAGUGUUGGAUCCUCGAAGCGUAAGCCGCCAUCACCUUCACCAGAUUGUGAUGAAGUGGGGUUGUUGAAAAGUGUCCAGCUGAUGCCAUCACCAGAUACUGUGAUCGCUCAAUGGCCCAGUAGGUCUACUACACCAAGCGCCAGUGCUUAACGUUUCCCUUAGUAUUUUGCUUAUUUUCCGAUGGGGAUGCUAACGAUAUGUGAAACAUGUAACCAGAUGUAAAUGAAAGGGUUAAUGUUCUUUCUCAUCUUCCUAUCUUUGUUUUGUUGUCCAUGUACCAGAGAUGAAUCUCAGAUUCAUUGUCUACUGGAUUUAAGGUCUGAGGGGAAUAUACCAAGUUAAAGAAGCUGCCAUUGCUAUGCCCAGUUUUGAUUUUGCUA
Messenger RNA from Vitis riparia (riverbank grape), 6936 nucleotides. Its product is annotated as LEAF RUST 10 DISEASE-RESISTANCE LOCUS RECEPTOR-LIKE PROTEIN KINASE-like 1.1. Gene Ontology annotation, molecular function: protein kinase activity; ATP binding; polysaccharide binding. The transcript has 5 exons. The record is from RefSeq and is a predicted model, not a curated record. Bases 4952 to 6706 code for a protein of 584 amino acids. Lineage: Eukaryota; Viridiplantae; Streptophyta; Magnoliopsida; Vitales; Vitaceae. Gene Ontology annotation, biological process: protein phosphorylation.